This is a messenger RNA of Vigna angularis (adzuki bean), 421 nucleotides long. RefSeq lists its product as uncharacterized. Bases 14 to 421 code for a protein of 135 amino acids. The transcript has 3 exons. The record is from RefSeq and is a predicted model, not a curated record. Lineage: Eukaryota; Viridiplantae; Streptophyta; Magnoliopsida; Fabales; Fabaceae.
AUAGAUUAGUAGAAUGAUGAACAUGGAUGAUGUUGUGAUCCAUGUUAAAGGAGUGUUGGAGAGAGCAAACUCAGCAAUAACUAAAAAGUGCUGCAUCUACAGAGUACCCUUACUUAUUCGCCAACUCAAUCAAAAAGCUUACACCCCAAAGGUUGUUUCCAUCGGCCCUUAUCAUCAUAACACCCACCGUCUUCGGAACAUGGAAAGACACAAAGUAAUGUAUUGCAAGUCAUUUCUCCAACGAACCAACACAAAUAUGGAAACUUGGAUCAAAUAUAUCGCAGGAUAUAUCAGAGAUGGCAUAGGACUUGCGGUAGUAGCAGGAGCUUCCAUGGCUUCUAGGGCUGGAGAAACCGUGCAAAGAAAAAAGGGGAAAAACAGUUUGUCAAUAGUGUUGGACAAGAUUUUUGUUUCUACAUAA